AUGUUCUCAGACACAGCGAGUUCGCAUUCGUCUGGUGUACCACGAAGCGAGAUCGAAAGUGGAUCAGAAGUCAGCGGAGCGGAGACAGUUAUCUUCUUGGGACCAUCACCUCGUGGUCUUCAUCGCUCCACCUCUAUUUAUCCACCAAGAAGUCCAUCAAUAAGCUCAAAGGGCCAUACGCCGUUUUUAUCACCGUCAUUGCGCUUAUAUGACGACCUUUGUUCGCCUCCUGGGACAUCUGGUGAUGGAUCAACAAUGACGCAUGAUCUUACAGUAUUCGGAGGUUACUGUUCCCAGAACCGCAACGAUUUUGGUGUGACUAUUGCGAGUCCAAAGAAGUCGAAGAGUUGCAACCUGGACGAUGACAAACGACAAGCGAUCAUGCAAUGGGUGGACACCUGCGAACCGUUGCUAUCACCCGAUGAUGAUGAGAUGAAUAGCGAUCGGCCUCGAGAGAUUCUGUCACAUCCGUUAGAAGACAUUAUUGAACAGGACGAGGAGUCUCUGAGGGAUUCCAUACGAUCGAAACAUGAAACGGAUUCACAUCCUUUGAGUAUUUUGAGUAGAGAGGACAUCGAGAAGAUUAUGAGCAUCGAAGGAACUCCACAAGAAAACGGUUCCGAUGAAGAUGCUCUCGAACGAGCCAUGGCCGCAUCGGUAUCAUCAAUACGAUCACAUGAUAUUCUAGCAAAACUCAACGAUGACUUAGCCGCGGUGAGAAUCUUCAAAGCAUUUCAAAAGUGCACAUAG
Molecule: messenger RNA, 750 nt
Organism: Haemonchus placei
Lineage: Eukaryota; Metazoa; Nematoda; Chromadorea; Rhabditida; Trichostrongylidae
Source: the annotation of a GenBank genome assembly